This is a messenger RNA of Colletotrichum karsti, 681 nucleotides long. Its product is annotated as DSBA-like thioredoxin domain-containing protein. Lineage: Eukaryota; Fungi; Ascomycota; Sordariomycetes; Glomerellales; Glomerellaceae. The transcript has 3 exons. Bases 1 to 681 code for a protein of 226 amino acids. Gene Ontology annotation, molecular function: oxidoreductase activity. The record is from RefSeq and is a predicted model, not a curated record.
AUGUACCACUCACAGAUCACGUUCACGUUUGACACAAUAUGUCCCUGGACGUACAUUGCGAAGAAAAGAUUGGGCAAGGCGCUCGACGAAAUCGCUGCCUCUCCGGCUGGCAAGGACGUCUCCUUCACCCUGGUCUUCAAACCAUACCAGCUCUACCCGGCAUUUUCAUCUGAACCUCAGGAUAAACGUCACUGGUACGUGACAGAGAAACACGAUGCCUCUGACGUCAAGCAAUCGGUAUAUGAGGCGACCAUGUCCGAGCUAGGUGCAGCCGUCGGGAUCAACUUCUCCUGGGGCGGCACCAUGUCGAACACCUUCAACGCACACCGCGUGAUUCAACACUUUCAAGAGGCGAAAGGCGCCGAGACAGCGAAUCGGCUUGUGGAAGCGCUGUACAGCCGCUACUUCGAGAAAGAGCAGGAUCAAGGUGCAAAGGGUGUCCUGCUAGAGGCUUGCGUUGAGGCUGGAAUCCCGGAGGCCGAAGCCAGGGAAGUUAUUGAGGACGAGACGGAGGGUAAGAUCGAAGUGAAAAACAUGAUACGCAUGUCAUCUAUGGACGGCGUGGACGCAGUGCCCCACAUCAUGUUCGAAGGCCGGAGACGGGAUCUCACACUUAUCGGGGCCAAGGAAGUUGGGGAGUAUGUAAAGACUUUGCAAUCCAUCAUCAAAGAGAGCAAAUAA